Molecule: messenger RNA, 1863 nt
Organism: Plasmodium fragile
Lineage: Eukaryota; Apicomplexa; Aconoidasida; Haemosporida; Plasmodiidae
Product: holo-[acyl-carrier-protein] synthase
Exons: 1
Coding region: 1-1863 (620 amino acids)
Biological process (GO): rRNA processing
Molecular function (GO): metalloendopeptidase activity; holo-[acyl-carrier-protein] synthase activity; magnesium ion binding
Source: RefSeq, a predicted model, not a curated record
AUGCCGGGUUCUGCUGCCCACAAAAUAAAGAAUGCCUGCACUAAAGUAGUAAAAGUGUUAUUUUUGUAUUGGCUCGUUUUUGUGAAGAAGCAGAAGGUUCAAAACAUGGUACACUCGCUAGGGAUGACAAGGAAAAAAAAUUGUAUGCAGAUCGGGUAUCCGCCCGGUGGUGGGAAUUACAUUUCCCCAUGUGCAUCGUCAAAUUUUUCUUCACACCGAAGGGUGCCCUUUAAUUGUCUUUAUCGGGACUGCUCCAAAGCGAAGGCGCACAAUCCAUUCGGAGGCCUCAUCUCAGGCCAUCCAGUUAAGAAGCUAAAAAAAAUAAUGCGGGGAAAGGACCCCAAAUCCGUCUCACGUAAUUUUUAUAUUUAUAAUUUUCAGUGUCGGGAACAAUCAGUGGGAAAAAUAUGCCCCCUAUGGACAAAGACAAAAUGGAAAAGCGCAAGUUGCAUGAACAGGUUAGGCAAAAUUCACAUGGUUGGGGAGAAUGACGAGGAGAUGUUUAACCGGAUAAACAACAAUGUGAUGAGGAGGUCAUUAGGAGAGGAGGGCCGCAUGUACGACAGCGUGUAUGGAAGCAUGUAUGGCAGCAAUGACAAUGUGUUCGGAGAAAAGUACGAAAGAAAUGGCCUCCUCGAAAUUGUAAAUAACCAGACGGAAGUACCCAUUGAUCUGGCCCAUUUCGAAAAAGAAGUGAGGAAACUUAUACAUAUAAUGCGAUUUGAAGAUUUUCAGCUGAAUAUAUCGUUUGUGAGUUUAAAGGAGAUGAAUGAGGUAAACAGCACGCACAGAGGAAAGAAUGAACCCACGGAUGUCAUAUCUCUUUUGCACUACGUAGAAAAUGGGGAGGGCGCUUCUCCUAAUUGUGAGUCAGCAGGUGCAGAUAUACCUGGUGGGAGUUGUUUGAGGUCUGGUGAUAUUUAUUUGUGCCCUGCGUAUAUAAACAAGGAGUGUGUAGUUGCCCGGGUUAAGUACGAGAAGGGGUUGUUGGGGGAUGGAAGUAGUGGUAGUGCGUCUACACUGGACAACCACGACGAGAAGGAGAGCGCCCAGGAGGAGCUGACCCCCCGAGGUGUGAACAAAUUGUUUAGAACCCUUUUCUGCGUCCAGCAGCGGUUACCAUUGUACGUUCUGCACGGAUUAAUACACUUAACAAACAAGGAUCAUGUAAAUAAUGUGAAGGAGUACAAUGAAUUUAUGCACAUAGAGGAAGACAUGCUCGGCAAGUAUCUUAAAUUUCAUGGUUAUACGAACACAUUUUAUGCCCACUAUGUUAUUGGGCUGGGAACGGAUAUUCUGAAUGUGAAUAGGAUUUACAAAAUUUUGGCCAAAAAAAGUGGAGCGUCUUUCUUGCGGAAGGUUUUGAGUUCGCUUGAGUUACGGGAGUUGGCUCAGGGGCGCCUGGGCAAUGACCAGUUGGGUAGCGGUGAUAAGGAACGGGAUGACGGAGAUAAUGAAGGGGAUCGCGGUUGGGAUGGGCGUAAGCACUCCGAGCAGAACCUUACGCACACGCUCACCACAAAUUGCGCACUGAAGCUGGCCAUCCACGUAAGCAAAAAGUUCGCAGCGAAGGAAGCGAUCCUGAAAUCCAUGGGGCGCGGUUUAAGUUCCAUUUCCAAGUACGGUAUAAGCAUGAACGACAUAGAAGUAAGAAAGGACAAGUAUGGAAAGCCCCUCGUUUUUUUGUAUGAUCAGGCAAGGAAAAUAGCAAACGAAAUGGGAAUAGUAAAUAUAUUUUUAUCUCUAAGUGAUGAAAGGAUAACUUGCCCAAAUCAUAAUGUUAAAAAGGAUGAGGCCACGACGUGCAACUUUUGCACAUACCUGAUCCAUGCACAGGCGCUAGCGGUUGGAUCAAACGUGUGA